AUGGAUCUUUCACCUUUCAACGAAUCCAAUCCACAUCCUUGCCAGAAAUUCCUCGCGGACAAAGUCCUUAAGCAUCGGAGCAGUUAUCGUUGGCCUACGAAGCCAAAUAUUGCCACCAUAGCUGCUAUCACACUCAGCAUCCUCCCUGACUUGGACGACAUCGUAAUCUCUUUCUUGAACAAAGGUCGCAGCCACACCGUUUUCAAAAUAUAUUCAAGUGGCAACCAAAAAGUCAAUUACGUGUUCCGUGUCUUCCCUGUAUCUGAAGUCAUCGCCUAUCAUUCCAGUCGAAAACACGAGCUAGGCUAUGAUUGGGCGAUAACCACAUUUGUUGAUGGUCACCCUCCAAAUGGACUAGACGAGAUACCCAAAGCUGGCUUCUAUGAAGAACUCCAAGGCUUGAUGGAGAAGCCUACGAAGCUGCCGAAGUUCAAACUCAUUGGAAGUAUAUAUUUUUCAAGCAAUCUCAUAGCCUCGAGAUAUCACUUGAAUAGUGGAAAGAAAUAUAAUGAGUUCUUCGCUGUUGGACCUAUUGUUGACGUGUGGCUCAACCCAGCGCUCUUUUUCUUAGGUGCUCCUUCAAAAACCGUGGGCCUUUCGCCACGGUGUCCAACUACCUCAUUGAUGAAGUUGGUUGGUGAGAUUCUCAAGCGCUUGUUCCGAAUUGGAGAGAAUAUUGUCAAGGGGUACAAAUGUGACCAUUUCACAUUAGUACACACCGACUUGCUGUACUGCAACAUCAUCUUGGAUAACUUGUCCAAGAAGAUCAACGGCAUCAUUGAUUGGGAAGGGGCUGUGAUUCUGCCUGGCUGUUUUUCUCCAGCGGUCAUCAGCGUUGGCACUUCUGACUUUCCUCAGACCAUUGGAGCUUGCCGGGUCGUGCGUCCAAGUCCAAGUACCGGAGAUAAUGAUACGAUCAAUAAAUCUGGUGGAGAAGAAGGAAGUCUAGAGAUGAUGCGAUGA
This is a messenger RNA of Cadophora gregata, 963 nucleotides long. RefSeq lists its product as uncharacterized. The transcript has 3 exons. Lineage: Eukaryota; Fungi; Ascomycota; Leotiomycetes; Helotiales; Ploettnerulaceae. The coding region runs from base 1 to 963 and encodes 320 amino acids. The record is from RefSeq and is a predicted model, not a curated record.